Closterium sp. NIES-67 is the source of this 630-nucleotide messenger RNA. Lineage: Eukaryota; Viridiplantae; Streptophyta; Zygnematophyceae; Desmidiales; Closteriaceae. The record is from the annotation of a GenBank genome assembly.
CAGACCAUCAAGAAAAAAUACCCAAUACUACGAAUCGAUGACCUGCUUGACCAGCUUCGGGGAGCCACGGUAUUUUCCAAACUGGAUCUUCGGUACAGAUACUGGCAGAUAUGAAUGGCGGACAAUUCCAUCCACAAAACCGCUUUCCGCACAAUGGUACGGGUCGUACGAGUAUCUGGUAAUGCCCUUCGGACUCACCAACGCACCGGCAACGUUGCAAGCUGAAAUAAACCAUAUCCUAUGCCCACUCUUGGAUGAAUGCGUGGUGGUGUACCUGGACGACAUUCUCAUCUACUCGUGCGACAUGCAGCAGCACGUCCAACACCUGCGACGCGUCUUCGACAUUCUUCGACGAGAACGAUUCUACGUCAAGUUAUCCAAGAGCGAAUUCGCCCUCGAGAAAGUCCAAUUCCUAGGACACAUGGUGAGCGCUCAAGGAGUUCACGUCGACCCCAAGAAGAUUGAAGCCGUACGCACGUGGAAGACACCCGGGAACGUGAAGGAGUUGCUGCAGUUCCUAGGCUUCGCUAACUAUUACAACAGGUUUGUGCCACAGUACGCGAAAAUUGCAACACCACUCACAAAUCUGCUGAAGAAGAACACGCCCUAAAAGUGGGAACCAAAACAUCA